Molecule: messenger RNA, 3389 nt
Organism: Synchiropus splendidus (mandarinfish)
Lineage: Eukaryota; Metazoa; Chordata; Actinopteri; Syngnathiformes; Callionymidae
Product: disintegrin and metalloproteinase domain-containing protein 11-like
Exons: 25
Coding region: 262-2526 (754 amino acids)
Biological process (GO): proteolysis
Molecular function (GO): metalloendopeptidase activity
Source: RefSeq, a predicted model, not a curated record
CCCAAACCGCACACAGCUGAAGCAAACUUACUCACAUUAUUAGAUAAUAUUCCUCAACUCGUAGCUCGCUACAACUUUAGGACCAGAGUGAACAUUUGGAUAACGGGUGAUUUCUUUAGCUACCGCUCUCAGUCGGCCUGCGUCCCUCGCACAUCGCGCCGCCGCCUUUGAUGUGCUGAAGGCGUCGUUGAACGGUCACGCGGCGUCUGCACCUCAGCUGGGACACCGCGUGUCUCGCGAACCACGCCGGACCGAGGAGACAUGCUGACAGUGAGAUGCCUGCUGUUCACCACAUUCUGGACUCGGUUCUACGGUGUGUCUGGUGUUCCGGCAGAAUUGCAACCUUUUCCUGAGGAGAUUGUACAGCCGAAGAGACUUGUGCAGCAGACCAACUCUCAGGAUGAACUGUUCCACGGACACCUGGACACCCGGGUCAAAAACUACUCACGGCACUAUCAACCCAUCCAUUUGGCCCAGACCAGCCUCCUGGUUGAAACCUUUGGCAGGAGGUUCAUCCUUGACCUGGAACUGAAUCACAACCUUCUGGCCACUGGCUAUGUGGAGCGCCACUACAACAAGGAUGGGGAGCCCACCCAACGGAAGGGUGGAGAACACUGCUACUACCACGGGCAGGUUCGAGGACUGCCGGACUCUUGGGCUGCCCUGUCCACCUGCCACGGCGUGCGAGGGAUGUUUUCUGAUGGAAACUUUUCCUUUGGAAUUGAACCUGCAGCCACAGGAGAGGACGCAAACCAUCAUGUUGUGUACCGAAUGCCUGCGGUUGAACUCUCCACGCCUCCAUGUCCAGAGUGCGUCCAGCAGCAGACCAUCCAAGACAGUAGAGGGGAAGCAGAGCUGGAGGUUGGGAAGACUGGCUCAGGAGUCAGUUGGACUCAGGAGGAGAGACCUGCCAUUUCAGAAGAAUUGAAACGUUCAAAAAGACAAGUCCGUCGAGGCCAUCGCACAGUCCAGACGGAGACCAAGUACAUUGAGCUGAUGGUUGUAAACGACCAUGAACUUUUUGUCCAGCUCCGGCACUCAACCACUAAGACCAAGAACUUUGCCAAAGCAGUGGUGAACAUGGUAGAUGCGAUUUACAAGGACCAGCUCAACACUCGAAUCGUCCUGGUGGCCAUGGAGACCUGGUCAUCAGAGAACAGGAUCUCCGUUGGGGACGAUGCCCUCCUCACACUGCGGGACUUCAUGAAGUACAGAAGGGAGAGCAUCAAGGAGCGCUUUGACACCGUGCACCUGCUCUCUGGGAGGACGUUCAUGAACAACCGUGGUGAGGCUGCUUACAUAGGGGGCAUUUGUUCUUUCAGCAGGGGUGGUGGAGUCAAUGAGUAUGGUGGUGUUGGACCAAUGGCCAUUACCUUGAGUCAGAGUCUGGGACAGAACAUUGGCAUGCUCAAGAACCAGGAGAGAUCUUCGGCUGCUGGCUGCAGAUGCCCUGACCCGUGGCUGGGGUGUAUCAUGGAGGAUACCGGCUAUUACCUGCCCAGGAAGUUCUCCCGCUGCAGUAUUGACGAGUAUCUUCGCUUCCUCCAGCAAGGGAGUGGCAGCUGCCUCUUCAAUAAGCCCACACGACUGCUGGAUCCACCGGAGUGUGGGAAUGGAUAUGUGGAGCUGGGAGAGGAGUGUGACUGUGGAUCGCUCUUGGAGUGCGCCAAGGAUGGAGCUAAUUGCUGUAAGAAGUGUACACUGACCCACAAUGCAAUGUGCAGCAAUGGCCCAUGCUGCCGGGACUGCAGGUACGAGCUCAGAGGUGUGACCUGCCGUGAGGCUGUCAAUGACUGUGAUAUCCCUGAGACGUGUCCUGGUGAUUCAAGCCAGUGUCCUCGUAAUGUCCACAAGCUGGAUGGCUACACAUGUGAUGCUGGCCAGGGCCGCUGUUACGGAGGCCGUUGUAAGACCAGAGACGGACAGUGCCGAAAUCUGUGGGGAUAUGACUCUGCUGACAAAUCCUGCUAUGAAAAGCUGAACUCUGAAGGUUCUGACAAAGGAAACUGUGGUGUGGACAGCAGUGGACAGGGAUGGGUUCCAUGCUACAAACAAGAUGUUUUGUGUGGGUUACUGCUGUGCACCAACCUGACUGAGAAACCCAUGUUUGGUGAGCUUCUGGGGAAGCCCACUAGCCUAACUAUCCAUCACAACAACAGAUACAUGGACUGCAGAGCGGGUCAUGCUGUACUUGACGACGGUGUGGAUCUGGGAUAUGUGGAGGACGGGACACCGUGUGGGCCCAACAUGAUGUGUCUGGAACGGCGCUGCCUCUCUAUCAUAACUUUUAACCUCAGUAAAUGCUCAGGAUCCUCAUACUUGCAUGUCUGCUCACAUCAUGGGACCUGCAGCAAUGAGAUGAAGUGCAUCUGUGAUGCUGACUACACUGGGAAAGACUGCAGUGUGUUUGACCCCAUCCCUAUCCCCACCCCACCUGACAACCCAGAGAAGUACAGAGAUGAUCCAGUAGCAGUCAAUUCUGAUGCUAAACAUGACCAGCAGUGCUUGUCUCUACUAGCUAGGUAACUUCAGUACCCUUGCUUUAGCUAACAGGUCAUUGGUAUGAGCUCUGUAAUCUUCCCUGUACAUUAUUCUAACAGCCUUCUUCUGUAGCAGAAGCAGUUGUUUUGUGUUACUUUGGUAGGUGUUCCCUCACACCUCAACUCCGUAGAGCAAGUGUGCAAGUACAGUGCAGUGUUGUCAACGCUCUUUCAUUCAAGUUGUACUUUUAUUAGUUGUAUGACCUGUUACAAUGGGAGCCUUUCGUCCGUACUGAAACCAAGAAAUUAUGACAGACUGAAGAAACUGUGAGCAGCGAGUUUAAAAGCGGUUGGACCACAUCAAGCUUAAAAUCUAAAAGGGAACUGUCAAAAAUGCAUAAAAUACUGGGCCCAACUGUUAAAAUUUUACCUUUUGGGGGGAUCACAUCAAGUGCAGAGGUAGUUAUUUUCUUCCUGGUCAAAAUCUUAGCUAAAACAUGCAAGGUUGGUGAAUAAAACGAUGGAAAUCAGAGCUGACGCUGCAGCUGAUAUAAAAUGUAUGUGACAGUGUUGGCAACAGAAGUGCUAGAUUUUUCAAAGGGAAAGAUGCUGUUUAAAACCUGGAAUAAAACACAGGGGGUUGACUGAUUUGUUAAAAUGAGAUUGGAAAAAUGACAUCUUUUUUCUUCCUUAAAUGCCAUCUGCUAGUGGUUUAACCACUGUAUGUGGAUAUUGUAAGAUAACAUGCAGCUUCCUGGUUUACUAGAGUGAAGCCCAUUGGUUCAGCAAUAAUCAGUGUUUAUAGAUAGUAGAAAAGACAGAUGCAGAUAAUUGCAGAUUUUCUUGUUGAACAAACAGCCAUACAGAUGGAUGAAUGACUGAAUGAAUGAUUGAAUGAAUGUAUUUGUG